AUGGCUAAAUUCCUCAAUUAUUCAGUUGCAAUCAACAAGAUACUUACAGUGAAAGACAAGAACAUUGAUACAAUGACCGGUAUGAUUAGUACUUUUAAAUCUUUUCUAGAAAAAUUGGAUAAAGGAGAUUCUAAAAUUGAGAGCGAAAAGAAAUCGUUACUAAGCAUUUUGGACAGGUAUGAUAUUACACCAUCAAUGACAAAAGGUAUGAAACAGUUUGCUCUGAGUGAUUUUACACCAACAGUCGAAGCACAUAAAAUCUGCCAAUUUUUCAAGAAGUCAUUCAUACCAGGAUUGGAGAGUAUUGCUAUCAACUACGAAAAAUCAUUCAAUAAGCUAUACGACAUACUAAAACAGUCAAUUAACGUAUCAAAUGCAACAAAAACAGCAUUAGAAGCAAAGGAACAAGAACAUUUAGAUUUAAUUAAAAAGAUUGAAGAAGCUUAUCAAAAUCAAUCAUCAAAGAAAUACGAAGAAAUCUUUAAUCAAGUUAUAUAUAAUUACAGACCAUUUUUCAACUCUUUAGACGAUUUGCAAGAGGUUUACAAUGAAAAAUUAGAUAAACAGUAUCAAGCUAUUGACGCUUUUGUUACCAACUUCGAGAAAUUAGAAUUUCAGAGGGCAUCUCAGUUUGAUUCCUUAAUUAAUAGCCUUAUUAAUACAGUUGAAGAGAUAAAGAAGUCAAAUGCAGAUACUUUAUCCGAUUCUUUUGUUGCUAUGAUUGAUAUUGAUGGUAAAAAAGAUAUCACUGGAAGUUUUACGUUAGAUUCUGUUGAAGAGACCACAAAGAUUCCAAAAUUCAUGCCAGAGCUCCCUGUCAACUUCGAUAUCCAUAAUUUCCUUGAAAGUGACAAAAUUUUGAUUACGAUGCAAUCUCAUGAGUACGCGAUAAGUAAAACAGAGAUUAGACGUGAUGGAAAGUUACUAGCAUCACCAAAUGAAAGAGUAUCCAUCUUCAAAUACAAUAAUAAAGUAUAUUUAGUCGAAGAUGCAAAUAAUCCACUGAAAAAUGAACUAAAUCCAGAAGAUUUAAUUUUCAAGCCUGAAUAUGAAAGAUAUCUUGCAAAAGUAUUAGGAUAUGGUAAAUUAGACCAGAGAAGAGUCAUCGUUGUUUCAUCUGGAGAUGUCUGUGAGUGCAUGGAUGAAUUUGGAACUGUAAUGUUUAUUCCCGAAACAAACCUUCUUAAAUUGUAA
Molecule: messenger RNA, 1194 nt
Organism: Trichomonas vaginalis G3
Lineage: Eukaryota; Parabasalia; Trichomonadida; Trichomonadidae
Exons: 1
Coding region: 1-1194 (397 amino acids)
Source: RefSeq, a predicted model, not a curated record